AUGAUAAAUGAACUUCGCCAACUCUUCUUUUAUUUGCGAUGCAUUGCGAGAAGUCGCUGGCCAGCCACUGUGAUUGAUAAUGCAGAGGCCUGUGCUGCAGUUGGCUUCCAAGACCGAAGUUUUUCAUUCACGUUCACGUUCUUGCACUGCAUUCAUUUUCCUCCCGAAUGUAACGUAGCGUUUUUGGAUGAUAAAGCGAGUCUGAAUAACGUGUCAACGUGUCAACACGUGGCAUAUCGCACCACCUUCGAGGUUGCUACCGACUUAGACCUGAAAACAUCGUCUGAUACGCGUCUAACACCAUUAUUGCUUAAACUGAUUGCAUUUUAUAGCCCCAGCUAUGGCCUUCCAGAUUUCUGGAACCAACGCUGUGAUGAGCAAAAUAGGCGAAAAACAAGGCCCAUAGCUCAGUGUAGCAAAGGUUACACUAAUCACCUUACGGUGAUUGGUACUUAA
Dracunculus medinensis (Guinea worm) is the source of this 456-nucleotide messenger RNA. The record is from the annotation of a GenBank genome assembly. NCBI's taxonomy places the organism in Eukaryota, Metazoa, Nematoda, Chromadorea, Rhabditida, Dracunculidae.